AUGACUGCCCCAAGCGAUACUCUGCAGCCCCAGGCGAUUGCGCUGAUCUUUGCAUUUCCCGCCGCGGCAACGAUCGUGGUGGGCCUUCGAAUCUACAGUCGAUUAUUGACACGGACGUUUGCAGCGGACGACUGGGUGAUUUGUCUAGCAGAGGUCCUUUACUGGGCUGAGACGAUCACUUCUUACUAUGUCAUCAAGUGCAUGUAUAUCGGCUACCAUGUCUGGGACGUUCCGAAGGACUUUCCCGCCGCGCUGGGAGCAAAGUACUCCUACGCAACAUUACUCCUAUACAAUCCCAUUCUGGCCCUCAUCAAAACCUCCAUCCUCCUCUUCCUGUUACGCUUGACCGGUCAGAAGGUGAACGUGCGCAGAGCGAUAUACGGACUGUUGAUCCUCAACGGGAUCGCCAUGGUGGCCACCUUCCUCAUCACCAUGUUCCAUUGCGUCCCAAUUGCGUCCAACUGGGAUCCUACGUCCUACCCAGAUGCGAAAUGUAUCAAUUUCGCCAACUUUGUCACUGGAACCGCCUGUGCCGCCAUCUUCACCGACGUGCUGGUGCUGAUCCUUCCAACCUGGAUUGUGUAUAACCUGAAAAUCGCGCGGCGUCAGAAGCUGAUGUUGAUCGGGAUUCUGUCCUUGGGUUUCAUAUCGGUUAUCUCUGGAAUUGUACGGGUCAUCCUCCUCGACAACUACGACCGCCACUUCCCAGCAGACUACACCUACACUGUCCUCUUCUGUAUUUCCACUAUCGAAGUAGGACUCUCCAUUAUUGCAGCAUGCGCACCGGCUCUGAAACCUCUCUUUGUCAUGGUCAUUCCCAAAGUAUUCAGCAGCAGCAAGAGCCGGAGUGCUCAGCAGUAUAACAGGUACGGAGCCAGCCGCAGCGGGGCAAUGGGCUAUGAUCUCGAGCACAUCUCGCGGGCAAGCAGGCGAGAACACGGAGAGACCAUGAUCGGAGCGGCGGACGAUGAAAGGGGAGACCGGCAUUCUAAGAAUGGGAUUGUCCUGACGACGGAGAUGGAGGUCCACUGGCAUGAGUCUGGAUCCGGACGGGCGAUAACUCAGGGCAGUAGUACGGAGAGUCUAGUGCAGCCGAGAAAAUCAUGA
Aspergillus viridinutans is the source of this 1107-nucleotide messenger RNA. RefSeq lists its product as uncharacterized. Lineage: Eukaryota; Fungi; Ascomycota; Eurotiomycetes; Eurotiales; Aspergillaceae. The record is from RefSeq and is a predicted model, not a curated record. The coding region runs from base 1 to 1107 and encodes 368 amino acids. The transcript is spliced from 6 exons.